This is a messenger RNA of Colletotrichum scovillei, 1169 nucleotides long. RefSeq lists its product as uncharacterized. Bases 590 to 880 code for a protein of 96 amino acids. The transcript has 3 exons. Lineage: Eukaryota; Fungi; Ascomycota; Sordariomycetes; Glomerellales; Glomerellaceae. The record is from RefSeq and is a predicted model, not a curated record. Gene Ontology annotation, cellular component: membrane.
AUGGCUGUCACCGUACCCUUCUCUGUGAUGGCUUGAAAUUCUAGAAUAACAUUGCUUCGCCGAAUUUCCGACAAAUCUGCCAAAUAUGGAUCAGACUGUAAUCAAGCAAGAUACGUCGGUCCAGGAACCCAAAGGCCUGGGCGGCCGGCAGUGAAACGGCACGUGCCGGUUACGUCAUGUACUGGCCACCCAUUCCACGUCACGAAGGGCUUCGCUCAUUGACAUUGGCUGCUCAGGUUACGUAGGUCGAGGGGGAGGCGUCAGGGCGGACGCGCAACCUGUUACCUCUCGCAAAGCAAGACAAGGCAGGCGAGAGCACGGCAACUUUUGGCCGUUCGCCGCGCCGCCGCCUUGCCAGGCACGCCAGGUUGUGCCUGACCCAGGCUGGGGCAUUUAAGGUUCUCCUCGCCUCGGCUGAGGUUGACGUCGACUUGUUUUGCCAAAUCAACAACAACCUCACGCACACUGAUACUUCUUGAUACCCUUACGUGCACGCAACUGAAUCAGAACAUUCGUCCAGUCCCAUCGACGCACCAAGCAUCAUCCUCGAAGACUAUCGCUUUCACUAGGAAAACAUCAGACAAACAAAAUGGGUGCCAUUUCCGCCGUCUUUCUCAUCCUCAUCACCAUUCUGGUGCCGCCCGUCGGUGUCUACGCAGUCGCUGGCUGUGGCAUGGACCUCCUCGUCAACAUCUGCCUGACACUCCUGGGUUACAUCCCCGGUCACAUCCACGCAUUUUACCUCGAAUACGUAUACUACGACCGCAAGGAGCAGGCGAGGGAGGGCCGUAUCAUUACUGGACGCGCGCCGGGUGUCUACAGCGACAACGUGCAGAGCGGCGGCCACGGUUACGGCACGAUUGCCCAGCCGACUCACUAAAUCGCAAGACUGUGUGGUUACCUAGGGAGGCUAUCGGUGACUGUAGCUGCUGCGGAAUGGUAGCGCGGCACAUGCAUGGCAGUACGGUACGACUAGGUAUUGCCGGUGUCCUGGCAAGCGACAUGAACAUCAUCUUUGGGAAGGGCGUUCACCUGGCGACAACGAGGCGGCAAUGGUCCUUUGACAGUACGCAGAAUGUAUGAAGAUAAACAAGAAUAAUAAUAUCAUCAGAAACUUGACCAACGGCGUGCGCGUGCCUGGCGCGCAUGCAGAUGAUGGUGCCAGAUCU